Molecule: messenger RNA, 1321 nt
Organism: Monopterus albus (swamp eel)
Lineage: Eukaryota; Metazoa; Chordata; Actinopteri; Synbranchiformes; Synbranchidae
Product: nuclear receptor-interacting protein 3
Exons: 8
Coding region: 42-767 (241 amino acids)
Biological process (GO): proteolysis
Molecular function (GO): aspartic-type endopeptidase activity
Source: RefSeq, a predicted model, not a curated record
UAAACCUGGAGUAUUGGGGUCCCUGGAGCUCUGGAGAAGGGAUGCGGACAGACAACCGUGGAGACCCGGGGGUCCUGGAUGCUGCGACACUGAGGCAGCAGAGGAGGCUCAAACAGGCAAUCCAGUUCCUCCACAGGGACUCGGCUGAUCUGCUGCCUCUGGAUGGAUUGAAGAAGCUCGGGACAUCUAAACAGGGGCAGCCACACCAUAUUCUACAGAAGCGGCUGCUGGAAGCCAAGCGACCCCGGGGCCGGAUGAACAUGUGUGGAGUAACCCCGACCAGUGGAGGGCUCCUUCUGAGUGGUAGUUGCUUCAGUUCACAUGAGGAUGAGGACAAAGAGGAUGAAGACUUGAUCUAUGUACCUUGCAAGUGUUUAGGACAGGAAAUGAAUGUGCUGAUUGACACAGGCUGUAGACUGAACCUGAUGUCCUCACUGACUAUGGAGAGAUUAAGUUUGCAAGAACUGGUUGAGGAGAACAAACUGGAGACAGAUGGUUUCCCAUUUCAGCGUAAGCUCUGUGUCGGUGGUUACAUCAAGCAGCUCAUUCUAACCAUUGGACAACUCCGAGUAGUUUGCUCAUUUACUAUACUGGAAAAUAACAGACCGUUGAUGUCCCUGGGCACCAAGACACUAAAAUCACUCAAGUGUGUAAUUGAUACUGAAAAGCAGAUGUUGGUGUUUGGGACAAGCGUGAAGGAGCAAAUCCAGUUUGUCAAAAAGCCAUUAAAUGAAAGUUCCUCUAACCUCAGAGACCUGGGAUACUGACAUUCCCACCAACACAUGCUGUGACCAAAAGCAAUAGAGAUAUUUACUCUUACAACUACAUGCCUCACUGGGGAACUUCUGAUUUCUCACCUCAAAUUCUUUACCCAUUUAUUUGCUGCACUCACGAGUCAGAAAAUGCACAAUGACUCCAUAUUUUGACAUAAAGGGAGUGGUUUAGAGCAGCUGCUCCCACAGACAAUUCUUCCUGUAGCACUGGCAAUGAGUAGCCUAGAGUAUGAGCUUGUAUUAGCGGCCAUCACAGUAGUAAGUAUUGUACACUUUAAGAUUCUGAUAGAAUUGCAAUUUCAAUCUUGGAUGUUGCACAAAUUAGUAUGUGUUCUACAUUUAUAGAUGAAAUCAACCUUGGAGAGCAAACGUUGAAUUGUAGUUGACGCAGACCAGCUGUUUAUCUACUGCAUUUUAUAAUGUAAUGCGUUUUCUAGUCUGAGACACGUACUUGCAUUGAGGUCACUGCCUUUUAAUAUUCACAAAAAUGAUAGUGACAUUUGUGAUGUUUUAUCGUGCGAAGUAGCCCCAUAUCAAAUAAACUGAUG